AUGCAUAUUCCUCAGGCCAUGCGCCAGCCACGCCAUGCCACGCCGCCACUCCCAUUGUUGGUUUUGCUGCUGAUGUACUGCGCCACUGCGUUUAUUGCCGCUGCACCCGCCACACAAUACCGCUGUGGAUUUGACGAGAUGAUGAGGAGCGGCCCGCUUUCGACUGUGGUUGUGCGCGAGGUGCCGCGCAAGGGACAGGGCGCGAUGCAGGCGUACACCGUCGCCACACAGGAUGACAACAGUGGCUGGGAGCCGAUCCGCAUCGGGGUGUUCACGGAUGGACUGAAGAGCACGAACAGGAGGAAGAAGACGUACUGCGAAAAGGUUGGAGAUGAGUGCGAAAACCUCUUGGGGGAGCAGAUAACUUGUACAAAAGAACGUGUAUUGUCAGUUGAAAAGAAGAAAUUGUACACUGAGAAGAUUCUUCCCGGUGCUGUCAAACUGCACGCUGAGCGACUACUUGUGAAACCCACUGGAAGGAACAUAACCGUGCCGAGUAAUUUGAAUGAACCGUGCAACCACUUUAAAGCUCCUACUGAGCACAUGAAAUACGGUGUGGCUGCUGACUUUGUCAUCUACGCUUUUGCCGGGCCAUCAGGCACGAAUAGCAGGGAUGUGUGGGCGGCAACGUGUAACAAAUGGGAAGAUCUUCGCCCCUCCAUUGGCGCCAUGAACUUUGACCCAAAGUACAUGACUGACACGGCGUGGAGCGUUCGCGUUGCCGCACACGAAAUUGCGCACGCACUUGGGUUUAGUAAAGAGAGUAUGGAGGAAAAGAGCAUAUUGAAGAAAUCAGCUAACAUUGUGCGUGGAAAGGACCGCAAGAUGGUGGCAGGGAAUCACGUUCAGGCGAAGGCGAAAGCGCACUUUGGUUGUAACUCUCUCGAGGGGAUGGAGCUGGAGGACGAAGGUGGCACUCGGGAAAAAGA
Molecule: messenger RNA, 929 nt
Organism: Trypanosoma cruzi
Lineage: Eukaryota; Euglenozoa; Kinetoplastea; Trypanosomatida; Trypanosomatidae
Product: surface protease GP63, putative
Exons: 1
Biological process (GO): proteolysis; cell adhesion
Cellular component (GO): membrane; cytoplasm
Molecular function (GO): metalloendopeptidase activity
Source: RefSeq, a predicted model, not a curated record